AGGAGAGCUUCACAAUGGCUCACUUGAGAAACGAAGAAGAAUGGAAACUUUAUGUUAACUACAAUUGGAUGGCCAAAAGAUAUUUCAAAGUCAUUAUUCCAAUUACAACGUCCGCUGCGUUUCUGUAUUGGUUCAAACCGAUGCAAUUGCGCCUCAUUGCUGCUUUACGGAAUGAGACAGUGCCUUACACUUUGGCUUAUCGAGUCCACUAUUUCUUCGAAGUUAAAGAUGACAGAACUUUUUAUCUCAUUUGGUUUUACGAUUUCCCUACAAUGUGGAUUCCUCCAUGGUAUGCAUCGACAAUUGGCUUGUUAGUGACUCUCGUAUAUCACAUAAGCGGACAACUGUCCGUUCUCUCUUUCAGAGUAAGAAAUCUCAGCUCGAAAGAUUUUAAAGAUGUCCAGAAUACCAGAAUAAUUUUUCGAGAUCUAGCACAGACUCAUCACGAUAUUCUCGAGUAUGCUUAUCAUUAUUCACACUUUUUCGACGAAAUAUAUCUUUACGAAAGAGAUAAAUACGAAGGAGCUAAAGACCUCUUCAGAUGGAUUGAGCAUUUCUAUGAUUUACUGGGAACGUGGCCAUUACGAUCGAUGAACGUCAGAUUCACUUUGUGGACCAUCUACAUAGUUUAUUAUUUAAUUUCGGCACAGAUCGAUUUAUAUUACGUAUUUGGCGAUUUUCAACUGACGGUCCAAAAUCUUACGGAAACUGGACUCAUGGUAAUGAUGUUUGUGAAGCUGAUUGUGGCAAAAGGAUCGACAAAAAAUCUAGGAACAGUUAUAGAACUGACGACCAAAUCUAUUGACCCGAAACACUUCAGAAAUGUAGAAGAAUGGGAACUUUAUGUGAAUUACAAUCGGAUGGCCAAAAGAUUUUUCAAAAUCAUGAUGCCCAUGACCAUAUUGGCUUCAUUUAUGUUUUGGUUUAAACCGAUGCAACUACGCCUAAUAGCUGCUUUUCGAAAUGAGACCAAACCGUAUCGUCUGGCCUAUCGGGUUCACUAUUUCAUCGAGGUGAACAAUGAUAGAACUUUUUAUCUCAUUUGGUUUUUCAAUUCCCCUUCAAUGUGCAUUCCUCUAUGGUAUGCAGCGACAAUUGGCUUGUUAGUGGCCCUCGUAUAUCACAUAAGCGGACAGCUGUCCGUUCUCUCUUUCAGAGUAAGAAUGCUCACCUUGAAAGAUUUUGAAAACGAGCAAACUACCAGAAUGGUUUUUCAAGAUCUAGCACAGACGCAUCAUGACAUUAUCGAAUUAGCAAUGAGUGUCAAUGGUGUGUUCGGAAUAACUUUAUUGGAAGAGCUUUUUUUCUCCACCGUUCUAAUAGGUCUCUCGAUCUACGCAACGUUAUUGACCUUCGAUGUCACAAACGCUGACGGACUUUUCCAGUGGCUUACAUUUGGCGUGUCAAUGCUUUUGCUGAUAUACAAUUGUUGCUCUGCUGGUGAAUAUUUGGUAACUGAAAGUACGAAGCUGUGCACAGCGUACUACGAAUGCUUGUGGUACGAUAUGCCACCCUCCUGCAAAAAGCAGUUGAUAAUAUGUAUGCUCGGUGCGAGCAGACCGAUCCAAUUGUCAGCCGCCGGCUUCUAUGAUUACUCAUUGUUUCUCUUCAUCAGUAUUGUUAAAACUGCAGGGGGCUACAUUUCUUUGCUACGAACAAUGACUUUUAAAGAAGGAUGAUCUGCAUUUGGCUGAAGGUUUUUCAAAGUUCCCCUCAAAAACCGGAGGAAAAUUAAUUAUUAACUUCUGCGUGAAAAGGAUUUAGGAGUCUCCACACUACUUCAAAACUGUCGCUAGAUUGAAGAAAUGAAUUUUUAAUAUCGUCAUAUAUGCUGAAUAUAUUCUGUUAUACCGAA
Venturia canescens is the source of this 1855-nucleotide messenger RNA. Its product is annotated as odorant receptor 13a-like. Bases 15 to 1679 code for a protein of 554 amino acids. Lineage: Eukaryota; Metazoa; Arthropoda; Insecta; Hymenoptera; Ichneumonidae. The record is from RefSeq and is a predicted model, not a curated record. The transcript has 9 exons. Gene Ontology annotation, biological process: detection of chemical stimulus involved in sensory perception of smell; sensory perception of smell. Gene Ontology annotation, molecular function: odorant binding; olfactory receptor activity. Gene Ontology annotation, cellular component: plasma membrane.